AACAGAGUGGCCCUGGGGGUGCCCUCUCCCGACAGCCGCCCCGACGCCUAGGACUCCGGGCAGGGAUGCAGCUGGGAGUCUAGGGAAGCACAUCUACCCCCUCCUCUCCUCAGCCCUGGCAGGGUGGAACUGAGUUCAAAUCCCAUGGCAGCCCUGCCACCCCAGGGGAAAGGGAGAGGUAGGAAAAGUCCCAUCAGUAUCCUAAGGGGAGGAGCCAAAGGCUACCAGGAUAUGAGACGUCUGUGGGCAAGGCGCCUGCUUAGUCCAUAAGGGACCGUGGGAGUUGGACUGUGACUGGACGCUCCUUCCCCAACAACUCCAUCUUUUGAAGCCGAGGCUUCAAACCCCUGACAAAGUGUUUCCCAACCCCCUCAAGACAUUCAUGGAUGGAUGAGAGGAGCUGACACUGACCUCCCCCUCUGUGACCACCUUCUCUUCGGCCAUGGAGGAAGCCUUGCUGCCCCUGGCCAUGACCUCUGACCCCAGGCCCUUUAAUCAACAACUCCCAGAGCCUCCAGACCCAAGAUGUGUCUUGGAACCCCAGGACAAUCCUGAAUUGGCACCUGCCCUGGUGUGUGCUCUUUGCUGCUGCUUUGGAAUCAUCUACUGCUGCUUCGGCUAUCGCUGCUUCAAGGCAGUGAUGUUUCUCUCCGGCCUGCUGUCAGGAGCUCUGGUGAUCUUCCUGCUGUGCCACAAGGAGCGAGUACUAGAGACACAGUUGAGCCUGGAGGUGAGCGCGGGCAUUGCGCUAGGCAUCGGACUCCUCUGCGGCCUGGUCACCAUGCUGGUUCGCAGUGUUGGGCUCUUCUUGACUGGUCUCCUGCUAGGCCUAACCCUGGGUGCCGGGGUCCUGCUGGGCACCGAGCCCAUCUACCAGCCGCCUUCAGCCUGGGUGCCGGCCGGGGGGCUGGUGGGGCUGGCACUGCUGGGAGCCCUGUUCACGCUUCGGUGGCCACGUCCAUUCACAGUUCUGGGCACAGCCCUGCUGGGUGCUGCGGUGCUGGUGUCCUGUGCUGACUACUUCCUGGAGGGGCUGGCACUGGGCAGUCGGCUGGGCCAACGCUUGCAGGCACUUCCAGCCUUGCCUCCUCUCUGCUGGUAUAGCUGGGUCUUGCUGGGGACCUGGCCAGCCCUGGGGACCCUUGGGGCCCUGGCCCAGUGGAAGCUCAUGGAUGAGGAACAUGGAGGCCACGCCAAUGCAGUGGUCUUGAGCCACCAGCGAAGGCAUCUCCAGCUCCUACGGAUCCGUCAGCAAGAGGCCAAGUGGCACCGGACCUCCUCUGGGGUAGGGAUCUGUGAGGGCAGCUUCCGGCGCCAGCUCCCCUCCAGCACCCGGAGUCCUGCUGACAGUCUGGCUCCAAGUUACCUCCAGAGCCUUCGAGAACGCCAGCUGGGACCAGGCAUCCAGGCCACAGCCCCCCACACCGUUCUGGACCUGGAUUCUGACUGUGGCUCAACUGUACCCCUCACCACAACUUCUGGUUCUGUCCGAACCUGAGCCUAAACCUCCAGUGAUGCCCUCACCCCUAGCAAGGGCCUAGGAACAGUAGGUGGUCAGACCCUGAGCCCAGAGGACACACAAACCUCCCGACCUCUUGGACUUGGGGAUAGAAUCUGUGCUCCAACCCAGACCAGCCCUGUAGGGAUAUGUUUCAGAGACAGACAGAGAGGAAUCUUGUGGUGAGGGGAGCGUGAUGGAAGUAUGAGUACCUACCUCUGUCCAAUAACAGAGGUGCCUUGGUCCCUAAAGCAACUGACUCCUUAAUUGUCUCCAGACCAAGGAGGCCCGUUACCCAAAUAGCCUUCUGUAUACCCACCUCAGUGCCUCACAGCGAUAAAACAAGGGGCUUUGUUUCUGUAGGAUCUAUAGAAAAUCAGGAAGCCUCCUAAAGCACUUCAUAGCUUUGUGAUGGGGAGAAGGGCACAGAGGCGCUCCGGGAUUCCUUCAUCCCCGGACCCUUCAUUAGGGGGUAGUUGGGUUCCUGGUUAGCCUGUCCCUCUGGACCCCCAUAGGCUCAAGCCCCCUUCUACCUCAGUUGGGGGUACUGUCCUCCAUGGUGCUUCCCUUGCCCUCCUUCUUAACAUGGGGAAGAGCAGAGAGCAGUGCCUGGCUCAGUACCCACCUUCCCCAAAAGCUGGCUUCUUGCUCCAAGGAGAGAGCAUUGGCCCAAGUGCCAGAGUCUUGCCCUUUUGCCCAAAGGAGCCUGGUCUGCGGGGCUGCAUGGGAGACAAGUGCCUUCUCUGCCUCUCAUUAUAGGUGAUGCUAAUCUCCUUAACCAGAACAUUGUCCCAGCCACUAACCCAUUCUAACUCUCUCCCCUCCCCUGAUCCUCCUGCCCAAGGUCUGUUCCCUGGUUCCCCAGACAGCAUGAAGGAAGAUAUGUCCCUCUCCUGGGCAGCAAGGUUAUGAUGGGAGGAAGAAUGUGGGAGCAUGUGAAUAAAAUGGCAUUGAACACUGAA
Molecule: messenger RNA, 2460 nt
Organism: Camelus dromedarius (Arabian camel)
Lineage: Eukaryota; Metazoa; Chordata; Mammalia; Artiodactyla; Camelidae
Product: transmembrane protein 198
Exons: 6
Coding region: 443-1498 (351 amino acids)
Biological process (GO): positive regulation of canonical Wnt signaling pathway
Cellular component (GO): plasma membrane; cytoplasmic vesicle
Source: RefSeq, a predicted model, not a curated record